UGAGACUGGCUUCCCGGUCACUGGGGUCUGGGGCGUCUCCGGUGAUAUCUUUAUAGGGCACAGAUGAAAGGGAAUGUGAGUGUGACCUAUAGCCUGUCUCCGAGGAGGACAAUAAAGUUUGAGAAGUUUGAAAAGGAAAGAAAGUGCACGCCCCCUUUGGCCACGGGGUGUGGCCGUAGCUCGGCGAGGCGCCUAGAGGCGGUGGCACGACAUGGGGGUCACCGUGGACGUUCACCAGGUGUUCCAGUACCCCUUCGAACAGGUGGUCGCUUGCUUCCUCCGAAAGUAUCCCAACCCCAUGGAUAAGAAUGUCAUCUCUGUAAAAAUUGUGGAAGAAAAGAAGGAUGAAUCAACAGGACUCAUCUAUAGAAAGAGGAUUGCUAUCUGUCAGAAUGUGGUUCCUGAAAUGUUAAGAAAGGUGAGUAUUUUAAAGGUACCUGAUAUCCAACUAGAAGAGGAAUCGUGGCUCAGUCUUCAGAAAAGGAACAUGGCUAUACGGAGUCACUGCCUCACGUGGACACAGUAUGCAUCCAUGAGGGAAGAGUCUGUCUUCCGGGAAAGUGUGGAAAAUCCAAAUUGGACAGAGUUCAUUCAAAGAGGCAGAAUCUCAAUCACAGGGGCUGGAUUUCUCAACUGUAUUUUGGAAACUUUUGCUAGUGCAUUCUUAAGACAGGGAGCCCAGAAGGGAAUUAGAAUAAUGGAGAUGCUGCUAAAGGAACAGUGUGGUUCCCCCUUAGUGGAAUAAAGAAUCAUCAGGAAGCUGCUGCUGUGUCUACUCUUUUUGAGAAUCACUUCUUGACCACGGCAUCAUAGGCACAAUUACUGGAUCCAAAUUUCAGGUGACAGAAUCGGUGGGUUAGAGAAGAGGAGCCCUUCCUGCUUGGUGCACAGCAUUGACACCCACUUUGGAGCCUGCUUGAAAUCAUGGGACUCAAGGAGAUGAGAUCUUUUCAGCUGGAAUUUUAUGACAUGAUCUCUUUACAGUCUUAUGAAUAAAGGGAAAGGAUAUA
Molecule: messenger RNA, 1010 nt
Organism: Phodopus roborovskii (desert hamster)
Lineage: Eukaryota; Metazoa; Chordata; Mammalia; Rodentia; Cricetidae
Gene: Prelid2
Product: PRELI domain containing 2
Exons: 7
Coding region: 212-745 (177 amino acids)
Biological process (GO): phospholipid transport
Cellular component (GO): mitochondrial intermembrane space
Molecular function (GO): phosphatidic acid transfer activity
Source: RefSeq, a predicted model, not a curated record